Messenger RNA from Triplophysa rosa, 2671 nucleotides. RefSeq names its product keratocan (gene kera). The record is from RefSeq and is a predicted model, not a curated record. The transcript is spliced from 3 exons. NCBI's taxonomy places the organism in Eukaryota, Metazoa, Chordata, Actinopteri, Cypriniformes, Nemacheilidae. Bases 107 to 1282 code for a protein of 391 amino acids. Gene Ontology annotation, molecular function: protein binding.
UCGACAGUAUACUCGUAACAUUCGCACACCCCUUUAUUCAAGCCGAUGUCAAAGGUUUGGCCUUAGGGAAGUUACACUCUUACAAUAGAGAUCUAAUAAGGCUGUGAUGCAUGUCUGGACCAGACAGAGAGCGAGAACAACGAUAAACUGGAAUCAAACUGGUGAGGAGAGCAGGCAGACCAAGAAAACCAGAACCAGACACUGUACCUCCACCUGCACCAUAAUCAGCUCUAGGAAUAAAACAAACAGGUUGAACCUAACCAUGUUGUGGCUCGUUGUUGCAUGUCUAGCCCUACUUUCAGUUGGCCAAGUUAGCACUCAGGAAAUGCCCUACGAGCACCUGAUAUCCCAGCUCCAAGCAUGUCCUAAAGAGUGUCGCUGCCCCCCAAACUUUCCCAAUGCUGUUUACUGUGACAACAAGAGCUUGAAACGCAUACCCGUCAUCCCUCCGUACACCUGGUACCUGUACCUUCAGAACAACCUCAUCGAUGUGGUCUCAGCUGAAGCUCUGAGCAACGUCACACAGCUAAGGUGGAUCAACCUCAACCGCAACAAAAUCACAACCGUGGAGGCUGAUGCUCUCAAGGCCUUACCCAACCUUGUACACCUGUACAUGGAGGACAACUUGCUGACUUCCAUUCCAUCUCCUCUGCCCAGCAAUCUAGAACAGCUACGGCUCUCCCGUAACAAAAUCUCAAAGAUACCACCUGGAGUCUUUUCUGGGAUGGACCAUCUUACCUUGCUGGAUCUUCAAAGCAACAAGCUGCAAGGUGACGCAGUGACAGAGGUCAACCUGAAAGGUCUGAGCAACUUGGUCCAGAUCAAUUUAGCAAAGAAUCAACUGAACAGCAUGCCCCUUGGUCUGCCACCCACAACCACGCAGAUCUUUCUGGACAGCAACAAUAUUGAAAAGAUUCCUGCCGAGUACUUCAAGGGUCUUCCCAAGGUGUCGUCUCUCAGGCUCAACCGUAAUAAACUGGCAAAUGGAGGCAUCCCAAAAACAGUUUUUAAUGUUUCCAGCAUACUGGACCUGCAACUUUCUUACAACCAGCUCACUGACAUGCCCAUCAUCUCCCCUGGACUGGAACACCUGCAUCUGGAUCACAACAGAAUCAAAAGUGUGAACAGUUCUGAUAUUUGUCCACCUGGGGCACUUGAUGACUACUUUAGUGACAAUGGGCCACGUCUGCGCUACCUUCGCCUUGAUGGUAAUGAGGUCAAGCCCCCAAUUCCACGAGAGCUGAUGAUGUGUUUCCGUCUCCUUAGGGCGAUUGUGAUAUAAAGGUGUGACGCCAGUGAGACACUCCUGUCCAUAACAUUAAUCAGAUCUGAAUGUGAAUGGAAACUAAAGUACUGGUCCAAUGAUCCAAUAUAAUGGUCCAAUAAGGGACUAUCUAUUUGGAAAUUCAGAAAUUAAAAAUUGAACUCUGUUAGUACCCUGCUGAAAAUAUUGCAGUAAUGUAAACCGGCAUUUAUUGUCAUGAUGGACAUAAUGCAGACAUGGUUUUUGCUGGGAUAGCUCAUGGCCCAACAUAGUCAUACUUUAACCAGCAACUAAUCUGAUAAAGCUGGUCAACCAGCAUUGUAUUUUGGUAAAGCUGGUUGACCUAAAAACGGGUGGGCCUGGUGGAAACACCAACAUCCCACAAUGCAAACCAUAAUCCUAAACUAAAUCUAUGCUGGUCUUUUCAGCAGGGUGAGAUUCAUUUGACUGGUUCAUUUAAUGGUUCCUCAUGUGGAUGUACAGGUAUUGUAAAACCACAGUGCCUUCCUUUCCUUUUAUAUGUAUGGCGAACUAGCAAGCCUACUCUGUGAAAAAUAGCAUUACCUGUUAAAAAUGUAUGCUCCAGCCAAUAAUUGUCCUUAUAAGUAAUGUAAUUUCCCUAUUCUGAGUAGAUGUUUAAAAUAAAAUAAAUCUCACUAAAUAUAGUAUUACCCAGAACCCAUUUUACCUCACCACAUCAUUCGGGGGUGUUUUUGGACAACGGAGUUAUGGCCUGAUUAUGAAGCCAGAUUUCUUGUAGUGAAUUUUACACAAAGGUGGUGUAUUUUAUUCAAAGCUUGUUUACAUUCAGUCACAAUAGCAGCAACAAAAGUCUGAGAUUAGACUUAAUUUUUUGUUUAAGUGUCAAACUGUAUGUUGUUGCACAACUUAUAUCUAUUCUUAAAUUGCUUAAAUACUUUCUUAAAGAAACUGCGAACGUAUUCCCGCAAUUUUAGUUGUUUUACAUCUUUGUACAAUCAAUAUUUUCCAGCAUGCUGGUACAAAAGUCCUUUCCUGACGAAUGUGACAUAAACUAGUUUUCAAGAUAAACUAUUUGUCAUUGUUUUUGAAUUGCACUACCAGUGAACAUUCUAGACUCGCUUAAAGAUAUUAAUAAUGUUAAUAUUCUUUUUCAACGAACAAAGUUUUUCAUUUUACACCUGCAAUCAUUGUAGCAAAAAGGUGAAAAAUCAAUGUCUACCAACACUGAGAGCUGUGUUUUGUCACAGGGAUCAUUCAAGAUAAUUACCUUCUUAUGUUCUUGAUUAAAUUGUUUUCGAUUGAAAUUAUCUUGUUCAUAAUUUGACAUUAUAAAUGGUUUGGAGAUGCACAAAACCUAUAUGCCUGCUGUAAAUGAGGCCAACAUGUGGAUUAGUUUCAUGUUAUUUAGCAGGAGGUAACAGAAAG